This is a messenger RNA of Hippoglossus stenolepis (Pacific halibut), 1735 nucleotides long. RefSeq names its product transmembrane p24 trafficking protein 7 (gene tmed7). The transcript has 4 exons. Gene Ontology annotation, biological process: endoplasmic reticulum to Golgi vesicle-mediated transport; intracellular protein transport; Golgi organization. The coding region runs from base 183 to 824 and encodes 213 amino acids. Gene Ontology annotation, cellular component: endoplasmic reticulum-Golgi intermediate compartment; COPII-coated ER to Golgi transport vesicle; Golgi apparatus. The record is from RefSeq and is a predicted model, not a curated record. Lineage: Eukaryota; Metazoa; Chordata; Actinopteri; Pleuronectiformes; Pleuronectidae.
CUCAUACGUGCACUUCCUGUCCUUUUCUGACUAAUGAGAGAGAGCACAGGGGGCGGGUUUUGUCACACGACAGCCAAUGCCGUGUCACGCUUGCGACGCGUUACGUAGGAUUAUCCGGGUGAGCAUUUCUGAGGUCCGUGUAGGUUUUUUAUUUUGGAAGCUGUUGGCUCUAAGUGUCCAGGAUGUGCGGAUCCUUCCGGGUGCUGCUGCAGGUGCUGUGCGCCCUGCUGCCGUGGGGCUGGGUGCUGGGCUCCGAGCUCACGUUUGAGCUGCCGGAUAACGCCAAGCAGUGUUUCUACGAGGACAUCAUCAUCGGCACCAAGUGCACACUGGAGUUCCAGGUGGUGACGGGUGGUCACUAUGAUGUGGACUGUCGUUUGGAGGACCCAGAGGGCAACACACUGUACAAGGAGAUGAAGAAGCAAUAUGACAGCUUUACCUUCACAGCAUCCAAGAAUGGCACCUAUAAGUUCUGCUUCAGUAAUGAGUUCUCCACCUUCACGCACAAGACCGUUUAUUUUGACUUCCAGGUCGGUGAUGAUCCCCCACUCUUCCCCAAUGAGAACAGAGUCACAGCUCUUACCCAGAUGGAAUCAGCCUGUGUGUCCAUCCACGAGGCCCUGAAGUCAGUCAUCGACUACCAGACACAUUUCCGCCUCCGUGAGGCUCAGGGCCGCAGUCGGGCAGAGGACCUCAACACUCGUGUUGCAUUCUGGUCCAUCGGAGAGGCCAUUAUCCUUCUGGUGGUCAGCAUCAGCCAGGUGGUCCUGCUGAGAAGCUUCUUCUCCGACAGGAAAACCACUACAACACGCGUCGGAUCAUAACAGUGUCUCAGAGCUCUCGGAUUCUAUUAAUCAUUCUUUACCUGAGCUUGUGUGCAUAGAGUUGGUUAGAAUAGCAGUGUUGAUCUGAGAUUGGAUCAUAUCAAACUGCCAGGUCAUACAAUCUGACACGUCAUCCACAUUCAGCACUGCUGUCCUUACCAACUUUAUGCAAAUAAGUCUUGAACAAGAUGGUUAUGUGUUUAAAAAUGUUUUCGAGGCGAUAAAGACAAAACAUGAAGAAAGGCAUGAUUGUGUUGCUUGUAAAUAUCUGGAUUUGAGGCAGUUCAAGCACCUGGUCAUAUAGUUAAAGCAAACUUUACAUACUUUGAAUAUUUGAAGUUAUUUCUAAAUGUCUUUUUACUUUAUUUGUGUCCUUUUCUGCCCCCUGUUAUCUCGUACCCUCUCUCUCCGUGAUCUGUUCCAUUUUUCAGCCCAAACUUUGCACUGAAAUAACCAAGGGAGUGGAAGUUGUAACUUAAUUAACUCAAAAUGUUCGGGUGUUGUGGAUUUCUUUCUUUAUCUGCAAAACAUUAGGUCUUUAAAACCACAGCAAAGCAAAGAUUGCAUUUGGUUAUGAAAAAAAUGUGUUAAACUUUUUCAUUGUUUAUUAAAGCUCACUGAAUUACGUGAGAAAGACUAUUCUUUGUGUUUGCUUUUAUCGGCUUUGGCAUUUUAAGUAAGUUAUUUGAAGGGAGUUUGCUGUACAGAGAGUAAGUCCUUCUUACUUAAUUUAAUAUAAGCUUGAAGCACAAAACAGUUUGUAUUGGGGUUUUUUUUACACAUCAAUGUAAAGUCAUGCUUCAGUCUGACCUCACUUUGGUGAAUUAUCACUGUUCUCAUUACAUAUUUGUGGGGGGAAAACCCCUAGUAUGAUUAUUGUGUUUGAAAAUUAAACAUUUUGUGUGCUGAUA